This is a messenger RNA of Paraglomus occultum, 827 nucleotides long. Lineage: Eukaryota; Fungi; Glomeromycota; Glomeromycetes; Paraglomerales; Paraglomeraceae. The record is from the annotation of a GenBank genome assembly.
GCCGACAGCAUCAACAUGCUUUCGUAAAUGACACUCUCCGCAAACAAGCCUUGACUCACAAAUCGUAUCAUUACGAAAAUCCAAAAACCGGUCCGCACAAUGAACGCCUCGAAUUUUUGGGUGACUCCAUCGUCUCCUUUGUGGUUGCAAAUUUUUUAUUUUCGAGAUAUCCAGACCUCAAAGAAGGACAGCUCACUUUACUCAGAGCUAACUUGGUAUGCAAAAAGUCUCUGGCAAAGUUUGCAUUGCAGCUAAAACUGGAUGAGGGUCUUCUUCUGGGUGUAGGUGCGCUGAGAGACGGUGGAAAAGCAAGCGAAAAGGUCCUGGAAGACGCUUUUGAGGCUUACGUUGGUGCUGUAUACCUGGAUUCCGGGUCGAGCAUGAAUGCCGUACAAAAGUUCAUGGAGCCAUUGCUCUUGUCGGCCGUCGAGGAACUAACUCGUGGUACGGUCUCUCACGUACACUCGAAGAAAGAAUUCAGCAGCGAAUUCAAAAAUUCGCAUUCGAGGAGGGGAAUUCCAUCCGAUUUGCAAGAUCCGAUAAACAAACUUCAGACGUGGUCUCAGCGGAACAAGCUCGGUAUUCCCAUCUAUCGCGAUAUUGAAGCACCCAACGCCCUCUUUGUAGUUAACGUUUGCAUAAACGAACAUUGUCUGGGUUCUGGAAAGGCGAGGAACAAAAAAGACGCUAAAAAGGAGGCUGCCAUGGAGGCGUUGAAGACUAUAGAGAGUAAGACACGAAUACAUGGAAUGCCGUUGACUACGUUGGACGCAUUUUUGAUGAAUCAGAAUAAUGUUGCAAUGAAAAUGAGUUGUUGUAAACAAUGA